AUGGCCCGCAGCGACGUUCUACCUCCUCAUGUCGACCCCUCGAUCCGCGAAGUCAACGAUGUACUCCUGGGCAUUGGUGGUAUCACCUACACCAUCUGCUAUGUCCUGAUGGCACGUCAAUCCAUCCGCGACCGCACAUACUCCAUGCCCCUCUUUUCGCUCGCUUUCAACUUCGCCUGGGAGAUCGUAUUCGCCCUCUACGUUGCCGAAGAACCUCGAGAGAAGACUAUGUUUACCAUAUGGAUGCUCAUAGACCUCGGUCUUGUCUACGCGGCUGUCAAGUACGGUGCGAAUGAAUGGAAACAUGCGCCUGCAGUGGGCAGGCACGUGGGCAAGAUAUUUGCAGGCAUGCUUGCGUGGUGGUGCAUUGCACUUUACGCUGUGAGCAGUUGGUGGGUUGAUCCAGUCAACCCGGUCAAUCCGAAAGUCGGAAAGGCAUAUCGUGGUGUCAAGGGCAUUGACACCGAUGAGCUGGGCUUUAUGACGGCCUUGGUCGCGCAAGUUGUUCUGAGCGUCAUGUCACUGGCGCAAAUCAUGGUUAGACAAAGCAGUCGCGGGUCGUCCUACACGAUUUGGGCGUUAAGGUUCAUUGGUAGUCUGGCGGGGCUAACUCUGAACUAUGGGUACUGCUGGUGGGUAUGGCCGGAGGCGCAUGGAUACUAUACCACCCCCAUCAACAUUGUUAUGAUGGUUACUUGGAUACUGGCUGAUCUGGGAUACUUCGUGGUGCUUUGCAAGGUGCCGCGAGUGUACAAUACUGUGGAAGACAAGAGCAAAUGA
Alternaria postmessia is the source of this 780-nucleotide messenger RNA. RefSeq lists its product as uncharacterized. The transcript has a single exon. The coding region runs from base 1 to 780 and encodes 259 amino acids. NCBI's taxonomy places the organism in Eukaryota, Fungi, Ascomycota, Dothideomycetes, Pleosporales, Pleosporaceae. The record is from RefSeq and is a predicted model, not a curated record. Gene Ontology annotation, molecular function: lyase activity.